Molecule: messenger RNA, 3495 nt
Organism: Photinus pyralis (common eastern firefly)
Lineage: Eukaryota; Metazoa; Arthropoda; Insecta; Coleoptera; Lampyridae
Exons: 7
Coding region: 18-1889 (623 amino acids)
Source: RefSeq, a predicted model, not a curated record
UAAAUGCAGCAAUUACUAUGGAUAGCAAAAUGAAAAAGAAAUUAAGUAGGAACACGAGGGAAGGUUUAAAAAUGUCCUUAAAUAUAAUUUCUGGGAAUGGUUCUGAUGUUAUUGAGGGCAUUGCGGGUCAACGUUUCAGUUGUGAAAGUUCCAUUAAUAUCAACGUUACUAGUUGUAGUAAUCCCGGUGCACCUGAUUUACAGAAUAAUUCUGAAUUUGAAGAACUACUAGCAACGUCACAUAAUUUAUCGUCAAAUUCUGGAAAUGAUUUUGACGUAACCGAUCAAGUUCGGGUUAUGCAACCAGGAUAUUUUUGUUAUUUUGGUAUUGGCACCACUUUGCGUAAUUUAUUUACAAAGUUCAGUUACACUCCGUUAGAAAAUAGCAUCAUUGAGUUAGGAGUAAACAUUGAUGGAUUACCUAUAAGUAAAAGUGUUAAAUCUACAUUUUAUCCCAUUUUAUGUAACAUCAAAUCGAUAGAAAUAUUUAAAACUCAUAUUUUAUUAAUUGGGUUAUAUCAUGGAGCUGAUAAACCUAUGGAUUCAAACGAUUUAUUGCAAGAAUUUGUGGAAGAAUCUAUCAGUUUAUAUAACAAUGGAAUUAUUUUGAAUGGUAUUAUUUGUAAAAUUCGAAUUGUGAUGUUAACUUGCGAUUUACCUGCAAAAUCAUAUGUGCUGAAAACUAAAGGUCACAUGGGGUAUUUUUCUUGCUCUAAAUGCAAGCAAGAAGGUGACCAUGUUGAAAGAGUAUUGUGUUUUCCCGAAACAAGUUUUAUAAAAAGAACUGAUGAUGAUUUUCGUAGACAAACUCAAUCUGAACAUCAUAUUGGUUGUAGUAUAUUAACGAAACUACCACAGUUCAAUAUGAUUAGGGAUGCUCCCCUAGAUUAUAUGCACCUAAUUUGUUUAGGUGUUGUCAAAAGAAUUUUGGCAGGUAAAAAACAUGGGCUAAUUUUUGGGAAACCUCCAUACAAAUUACCAAGUCGUGAUAUUAAUAAUAUAUCGGAGAGAUUAAAAAUUAUGAGUAAGUUUAUUCCAAUGGAAUUUUCCCGCAAAACAAGGCCCAUUACUGAAUGUAGAUUGUACAAGGCUAGUGAAUUUAGAUUUUUUUUAUUAUAUGCAGCACCUGUUGUGUUGAGAGGUAUUGUGAAGAAGGCAAUCUAUAACAAUAUUCUUACUUUACAUUUAGCAACAUCUAUCUUAAUCAGUAGGGAAUUUCAUUGUCAUUCUGAUUAUCUCAAAUAUGCAAAUGAUUUAAUGUUGCAUUUUGUACAAACGUCUUUAAAAUUAUACGGAGCAGAUUUUGUUGCACACAAUGUUCAUUGCUUAUUACACAUUGCUGACGAUGUGAAGUACUUUGGGGAACUAGACAACUUUAGCGCAUUCCCAUAUGAGAAUUAUAUGCAAAAGUUGAAAAAUAUUUUGAGGAAACACCAUAAACCUUUGCAACAAGUUAUACGGAGAAGCAUGGAAACUGAAUUUUUAAAUUCGAUGGGAAAUAUAGGUAGUAAUGAAAUUACUCCUUACUGUACUCAAGAACAUUUUGAUGGGCCUACCAUAAUAGGUUGUAACAAACAAUUCAAAGCGAUCAAAUUAAGUAAUUGCACUAUUAAAUUGAAUCGUGCCGAUUCUGUAGUGCAACUAAAAACUAUGGAAAUUGUCCGGGUGUUUAAUAUUUGUACAACUGAAGAUGAUAUCAAAAUUGUUGGCAAGGAGUUUAUUGAUAAACAAGAGUUAUACUUACAGCCUUGUUCUUCGUCUAUUUUUCAUAUCUAUGAAUGUCAACAAUUAAAACCAACUUUUUCGUCGUGGUCGAUUAACGAAAUCAAUCAUAAAGUAGUGCUGUUACCACAUAAAAAUGGUUUUGCUGCUUUUCCAAUGUUGCAUUAAUUUGGAUUUGAAAUAUUUUUAUUGUACAUGCUACCUAUUCAAUGUACAGGGUUUUAAAUUAACAUGGAGAAAAAAACAAGUCCUUGGAUGGUGGUUCGUUUUACAAAAGAAAAUUGUGUGGAAAUGAUACCUAGCAAUUGGUACAUGUCCAAAUCGUCAAAGUGUUAUUGGCCUCCGAAAAAAUCAAAUAAGGAAAUAAAGAACCUUUUAUUGCAAAGACAUUCUCCAUCAAAAGAAUGGGCGUUAUUUGAUGUUGUUCUCUUAGGACAAUAUGCUGAUGUAAGUAAGGCUAGCAAAAAGGCUUCCAAAGCUAGAGAAACCGAUGAAUUAACAACCACAUGUGAUGAAAAUGUUGAGAAUGUAAAAAGAAGAAGGAACAAAAAUAGGAAAUAUAGUUCGUCAUCUAACUCAACUGCUUCUGAGGCAGAGUCAGUGGACGAUAAUGAUUACCCUACUCCACCAAGAUCAACCGAUGCUAGUCUCCAUCAUGAAAAAGAACAAAGUUCACGAGCCUCAUCGAAAGGAUCAACUGUGUCAGCUGUAUCAUUAUCUUCAGAUUUGAGGCAUGAUGUGAAGCAACCCCAAAUUAAAUCUUCAUCAAAUAAGUCUACCCUUAUGUCAAACAAGGAUUCUUUCGAAGAAUUCCAGAGACAAGUGUUGCGACAACUGCAUUUGAUUAAUGCAAAACUCAACCAACACUCAGAAAAUUUCAAUGUCAUAUUGCAAGGCGUUAACAAUCCUACAUUACCUGGCAAUGUAGCAGUUGUUCCUAUAUUUGACUUGGGAGAAGUUAAAGAUUUACUUCCAAUUUCAUCCGAGACAAAUUUGAACGAAUAGAAGAAUUGCUUGCUAACAAGGAUUGUGCCUCUUCAUUUGCAGUUGAAUUAAGUCGAACUGGUGGAGAAACUGUAACUGAAAUUACAAAAAGGAUCAUGUAUAAGCUGUUCAAUAAUGCAAUUGGAAUGACAUUCAGCUGGGACGGAGCAAAAGGGAAGAAAAAGUUUAAACAACUAAAAUUAGCAAGUGUAAUCAUAGAUAGUGUGAGAUUAAACAAGAGGACGCAGCAAGCAGCUGAUGACGAAAUAAUUAAAAUAAUCAAAUCAUGGUUGGUUCGGGCCAAGGACAGAUAUCAUAAUAGUAAUCGAGCAAGCAAUCUACAACAAACUGUUCAAGAAGAAGCAGCUGCCGAUAAUCUCUAAAAUGAUGUAUUUUAUAUGCCUAUAUAUGUGCAAAAUUCAUGAUUUUACAUAAAUAUUUCAGUUACAAUUUUCUUUAUUUCUUGGUAGAACUGCAUGUAAGUAUAUAACAUACGUAUGUACAUUUCACAUUCGUAUUAUAUAUACAUGUAUAUUCAUAGUGUGUACGAUGUAGAUUAUUAGAAGUUUCACUGAAUAUGAAACAAAUCCAUAGUACCUGUGAAACAUAUUCAUAACAUGUGUUAUGGAUGUACCCAUCAAUAUUCUCAGUAUAUUCAUUGCAUAUACAGAUGUGGAACCAAUGUAAUAUACAUAUCAUGUACCAAGAACAUACACAAUGUUAAAUAUGUACAUACAUUGAAUAUUUAUAUAUCCAUCUAGGCAUAUACAUUUAAUAUGCAUACCAUAUA